GAGAGCUCCGGACCGGAAAGCCAAACGGCUGUGUUGUGACUUUCGACAUCUGAUGGUAAUUUCGGUUUAAUGGAGGCAUUUGAACAAAUACUUUUAUUUCCUCUUACAUUGAAAUGGUAUUUUAAAGAGGCAUCGGUAAAAUGAAUUACUUUUGGAUAACAGUAAUUUUGCACGUGACUGGUGUGUCUGGUGUUUAUACAGAUGGAGUGUCAGUGUCAGUGAAUGAGGGAGAAUCAGUCACUCUAUACACUGAUGUUACAACAGUCCAACAGGAAAAGAUUUCCUGGUAUUUUAAUGACAUUAAACUUGCUGAAAUCACUGGAGGUCAGAGUAAGAUCUGUACAGAUGUUCAGUGUGAUGGGAGAUUCAGAAACAGACUGAUACUGGAUCGUAAAAAUGGAUCUCUGACCAUCAAAGACCCCAGACACACAGACUCUGGAGUCUAUAAACUAAAGAUCACAAAAAACAGCAGAGACCUUGAAAAGAUCUUCAUUGUUACUGUUCACGGUUUUUUCAGUACUGAUACAGAAGGAGAGUCAGCAAUAGUGAUGGAGAGAGAUUCAGUCACUCUACGCACUAAUGUUAAAACCGACCAAAAAGAAAAGAUUAGAUGGUAUUAUUAUGACACUCGCAUCGCUCAGAUCACUGGAGAUCUCAGUAAGACCUGUACAGAUGUUGAGUGUAAUGAAGGUAAUGAGAGAUUCAGAGACAGACUGAAGCUGGAUCAUCAGACUGGAUCUCUGACCAUCACAAACACCAGAGAAGUGGACUCAGGAGUUUAUCGUCUACGUAUCAUCAGCAGUGACACCAUCACUGAAAAGAUCUUCAUUGUUGCUGUAUAUGAUGUUUCUGCAGCAGAACGAGAUGAAAUGAAGAGAAAGUCAGUGAAGAAGGGAGAAUCUGUCACUUUAGAUCCUGGUGAAAUUAAAAACCUGAAUGAUUCGAUGACGUGGUAUUUCAAUGACACUCUCAUCGCUGAAAUCACUGGAGAUCCCAAUAAAACCUGUAAAGAUGGUCAGUGUGAAGACCCUGAUGGACGAUUCAGAGACAGACUGCAUCUGGAUCAUCAGACUGGAUCUCUGACCAUCACAAACACCACAAUCACAGACUCUGGAGAUUAUAGACUACAGAUGAACCGCAGCAGAAUCAGUAUCAUAAGGAGUUUCAGUGUUACUGUCACUGAUUCAAGAGUGUCUUCAGCUGCUAAAGGAGGAGUAUUUGCUGUGGUUGUUGUUGUUGUUGUUCUGUUGUUUACUGCUGCAGCAGUUGCUGCUGGGAUUUACUAUCGCCACAGGAGAUCUACACAAGGACUAAAUGGCAUGUUCAGGCUGCACAGUAACAAUGAGGGGAAUGGUGCACUACACUCAGAAUGGGGUUUAACUGAUGACUGCUGAUAAUGGGACAUCACAGUAGCAUUAGUUCAUAUUUGGGCGACUUGAAAUGUAAGAGGAGCAGAAAAAGAAAAGAUUGAACUGUGAGCAUUUACAGAUAAGAGGUUCUACUCCAGACCAGUUCUGAUGUUUGAUGGUUUGUUUUAAAUGUUUUAUAUUUUAUAUAUGUAUAAUAUUACUGUAAUAAUAUUAAAAACUCCAUAAUCACUGGGAAGAAGGAGACGGGAACAGGCGCACAAUCAAAAUGAAACUUUAAUAAUCAUAAUGGCGCUCAUGGGGACCUGCGGGAACCUGGGGGUAGGACAGACGAGGCGAGAGAAAAGGAGAUGGAAGGAGAGAGGGGAGAGAGGAAAAAUAAAAAAUCCGGUUCCCAGACGCACUGCUGCUCGGCCCUCCACCAGCUGGGUGAUCUCCUCCGUGGUGCCUGGCGGUGGCACUGGACGGCCCUCGGCGACGGCUCCUCUGGUUUUGGGCAGCCGGCAGGAGUCCCCCGUUCCCUGCUCCUCGCCAUUCAGGCGGAUGGCAGCAGGCUCCGGCUCUCUGGCGAACGGCGCCGACUCCUCCGCUCCCUCACGGACGGCAGCCGCCCCUCCAUCGUGGGCGGCCGGCAGGGAGCUCGCCCGUCCCCGGCAACUCGCUCCAGCCCACCGCCUCGAGCGUCCAUGGCGGCCCACAGGGAUCUUCAGCAGCGCGUCCCUCCUUCUCCCGGGUUUCGGCACCACUGUAAUAAUAAAAUCUCCAUACUCAUCGGGAAGAAGGAGGCGGGAACCGGCACACAAUCAAUUGAAACUUUAAUAAUCCAAAAUAAACAUAAAACAGCGCACCAGCCCCUCACGGACGACUUGUGCGCAUAAAUAAAAAGCAAAACAUAAAAUAAUGGCCCAGGCCUGGUCCUCUCUCCUCCUUCACUAUAGUCGCUCCCGUUUUAUAUCCUUCCAUCUCCUACGUGGGACUCGAUACUGGCGGUGGGGCGCAGGUGCAGCUCACCUCCAAUCACUACACCUGGCCUCACUCCUCGUUCCCACGUCUCUCUGCCCCGCCCCACUCGUCACAAUUACAUUAUUCCUUCUGUUUUGUUUCCAAAAAUGUGUAUAAUUUUUUUUCUACCAAGCUUAUGCAUGCACUUUCUUUCAGUUCUGUUGCCUUAAGGUAAAGUUCACUACUUUAUUACUUUACAUUAUCUGUCCAUUAUAGAAAUUUCGAUUAGAAAAUUAAAAUUUGUGUUGUUAAUAUAGAGGUUUGUUUUGUCAGUCUCCUUCAGUUAUGUUUAAAAAACCAUGAAAUAUGUCUGUUGCAUUUGUUCAUUUUUGUAUUUUCUUUUGUUGUAUGUUUGUGUUUGAAUGUUAUGAUAUAAUCACUGUGUGAUUGAAAUAAUCACCUUCUCUCGAAUCUUCUACAUGCUCAGUCUGAGUCUAUCACCUCAUUCCAGGACAGAAAUAAUAUGUUUGACACCUGUUAUGAACAUCAUCUGUUUUUUCUGAACAAUGGUAGACCUAAUUGUGCAACCGUCUAUUAUUUCUCAGGUUUGUCCUGUUUGAUGUGGAUCAUGAGAUCUGUUCCCAGAGAUUUUGUAUUUUUUUAUUAUCCAAGGAAAACAACAUGUAUUCCAUUUUUUAACAACUGUUUUGUACUGGAGAUUAAUGUGAAUGUUUGUUUGCACAUAUGACACAUGCUAUUAAAUAUACUCUACUAACUGA
Molecule: messenger RNA, 3088 nt
Organism: Carassius gibelio (silver crucian carp)
Lineage: Eukaryota; Metazoa; Chordata; Actinopteri; Cypriniformes; Cyprinidae
Product: carcinoembryonic antigen-related cell adhesion molecule 3-like
Exons: 7
Coding region: 141-1394 (417 amino acids)
Source: RefSeq, a predicted model, not a curated record